CCGAGCCCGAAAACUUGCAGACACCGCCCUAAGCUUGAGCUCGAGCCCCAACCCCAGACUCAGACUCAGACUCAGCCUCAGCCUCAGCCUCAGCCCCAGCCCGAGUCCGACUGGAGUUCAGCCGGUCCGCGCAGAGCCCUCGGCCGCUCACCGCCGCCGCUCCCGCGCGCCGGGCCGCCCUCCGUGCUUCUCUCGGCCCGCUCCCGCCCCCGUGGCCCCUCUGCCCAAUGAAACUGGCCGCGAUGAUCAAGAAGAUGUGUCCGAGCGACUCCGAACUGAGUAUCCCGGCUAAGAACUGCUACCGCAUGGUCAUCCUCGGCUCGUCCAAGGUGGGCAAGACGGCCAUCGUGUCGCGCUUCCUCACGGGCCGCUUCGAGGACACCUACACGCCCACCAUCGAGGACUUCCACCGCAAGUUCUACUCCAUUCGCGGCGAGGUCUACCAGCUGGACAUCUUGGACACGUCCGGCAACCACCCGUUCCCGGCCAUGCGGCGUCUCUCCAUCCUCACAGGAGACGUCUUCAUCCUGGUGUUCAGCCUAGAUAACCGCGACUCCUUCGAGGAGGUGCAAAGACUCAAACAGCAGAUCCUGGACACCAAGUCGUGCCUCAAGAACAAAACCAAGGAGAACGUGGACGUGCCGCUGGUCAUCUGCGGGAACAAAGGGGACAGGGACUUCUACCGCGAGGUGGAGCAGCGCGAGAUCGAGCAGCUGGUGGGCGACGACCCCCAGCGCUGCGCUUACUUCGAGAUCUCGGCUAAGAAGAACAGCAGCCUGGACCAGAUGUUCCGCGCGCUCUUCGCCAUGGCUAAGCUGCCGAGCGAGAUGAGCCCGGACCUGCACCGCAAGGUGUCGGUGCAGUACUGCGACGUGCUGCACAAGAAGGCCCUGCGGAACAAGAAGCUGCUGCGGGCGGGCAGCGGCGGCGGCGGCGACCCCGGGGACGCCUUCGGCAUCGUGGCCCCCUUCGCGCGUAGGCCCAGCGUGCACAGCGACCUCAUGUACAUCCGAGAGAAGGCCAGCGGCGGCGGCCAGGCCAAGGACAAGGAGCGCUGCGUCAUCAGCUAGGAGCCCCCCGCCGCACUCAGACCCGAUCCAAGGAGGACCUUUUUUGUUUAAAAGUCAAAUCCGACGCCCUGGUCAGUCCGUGCAUUCCGGGCCCCGCUAGCAAGCCGACGGGCGCCUUCCUUCCCUACGACCCGCGUCCCGGGCCCUGGGGAGGCGCCCCGGAACCCAGACGGGACGGUCAUCUGCUGUGGAAGGAAAGAGAGUACUGAGACUGGGACUUCUCCGCCUUUGAGCCUCUCCAUUAGUGUCCACGCGCUGGCGACGGCGUGGGGGACAUCAGACUUUAGUAGGGAGGGAGGGGUGUGGAGUUCAUCAGCCUUGUUAGGCUUCAAGUAGCUGCCCUGGGCCCACCUAAGGGUCAGGACCUACGGGCAUUAUCAUGUGCGGGACUGGCGUUGUCAGGACAAGCUGGCAGACGCCUCUGCCCUCAGAAACUGACCGGGGUGUGGGUCCAAUCAUAACCAAGUGAAUUGUUUACAUGUGUGUGGAGUUGCACAAAGGAAAAACAAAACUUGCACUUUACUAGUAGUUCUGGUGUCACGUGGACACGAACAAAAUCUCCAGGUGUUUCUACUGUGUGAGGUCUUUAAAGUUAUUAUUGUUGGUUUUUUUAUUAUAAAAUAAAAUAAUUUAAAAUGGAAAAGUUGGCUUCUUUUUGCUUUUAGAACU
Perognathus longimembris pacificus (Pacific pocket mouse) is the source of this 1739-nucleotide messenger RNA. RefSeq names its product ras related dexamethasone induced 1 (gene Rasd1). Lineage: Eukaryota; Metazoa; Chordata; Mammalia; Rodentia; Heteromyidae. Bases 228 to 1070 code for a protein of 280 amino acids. The transcript is spliced from 2 exons. Gene Ontology annotation, molecular function: GTPase activity; GTP binding. The record is from RefSeq and is a predicted model, not a curated record.